Molecule: messenger RNA, 4347 nt
Organism: Macaca mulatta (Rhesus monkey)
Lineage: Eukaryota; Metazoa; Chordata; Mammalia; Primates; Cercopithecidae
Gene: SOAT1
Product: sterol O-acyltransferase 1
Biological process (GO): cholesterol metabolic process; cholesterol efflux; cholesterol homeostasis
Cellular component (GO): endoplasmic reticulum membrane
Molecular function (GO): fatty-acyl-CoA binding; cholesterol O-acyltransferase activity; cholesterol binding
Source: RefSeq, a predicted model, not a curated record
AAUAGGAUGCUCAGCCGGAGCUGGCCCUGCGCGUGACGCAGCGGAGCUCGGAGGCAGGGGGCGUAGGGGCCGGGCUGUCCGGCGCUUUAUCUUUCUCUGCCGCCCAGCAGGCGACGUUGCGGGCGCUGGGCGCCAGGAGAGGUUCCCGGAGCCGACCUUCCGGCUGGCCGCUCUGUGACUGCUUCCCGGCUCUGCCCUCUUGGCUGAAGUCCCCGCUGCCGGGCGCGGGCCUCAGACAAUACAAUGGUGGGUGAAGAGAAGAUGUCUCUAAGAAACCGGCUGUCAAAGUCCAGGGAAAAUCCUGAGGAAGAUGAAGACCAGAGAAAACCUGCAAAGGAGUCCCUAGAGGCACCUAGUAAUGGUCGAAUUGACAUAAAACAGUUGAUAGCAAAGAAGAUAAAGUUGACAGCAGAGGCAGAGGAAUUGAAGCCAUUUUUUAUGAAGGAAGUUGGCAGUCACUUUGAUGAUUUUGUGACCAAUCUCAUUGAAAAAUCAGCAUCAUUAGAUAAUGGUGGGUGUGCUCUCACAACCUUUUCUAUUCUUGAAGGAGAGAAAAACAACCAUAGAGCGAAGGAUUUGAGAGCACCUCCAGAACAAGGAAAGAUUUUUAUUGCAAGGCGAUCUCUCUUAGAUGAGCUGCUUGAAGUGGACCACAUCAGAACAAUAUAUCACAUGUUUAUUGCCCUCCUCAUUCUCUUUAUCCUGAGCACACUUGUAGUAGAUUACAUUGAUGAAGGAAGGCUGGUGCUUGAGUUCAGCCUCCUGUCCUAUGCUUUUGGCAAAUUUCCUACCGUUGUUUGGACCUGGUGGAUCAUGUUCCUGUCUACAUUUUCAGUUCCCUAUUUUCUGUUUCAACGUUGGGCCACUGGCUAUAGCAAGAGUUCUCAUCCGCUGAUCAAUUCUCUCUUCCAUGGCUUUCUUUUCAUGGUCUUCCAGAUUGGAAUUCUAGGUUUUGGACCAACAUAUGUUGUGUUAGCAUAUACACUGCCACCAGCCUCCCGGUUCAUCAUUAUAUUCGAGCAGAUUCGUUUUGUAAUGAAGGCCCACUCAUUUGUCAGAGAGAACGUGCCUCGGGUACUAAAUUCAGCUAAGGAGAAAUCAAGCACGGUUCCAAUACCUACAGUCAACCAAUAUUUGUACUUCUUAUUUGCUCCUACCCUUAUCUACCGUGACAGCUAUCCCAGGAAUCCCACUGUAAGAUGGGGUUAUGUCGCUAUGCAGUUUGCACAGGUCUUUGGUUGCUUUUUCUAUGUGUACUACAUCUUUGAAAGACUUUGUGCCCCCUUGUUUCGGAAUAUCAAACAGGAGCCCUUCAGCGCUCGUGUUCUGGUCCUAUGUGUAUUUAACUCCAUCUUGCCAGGUGUGCUGAUUCUCUUCCUUACUUUUUUUGCCUUUUUGCACUGCUGGCUCAAUGCCUUUGCUGAGAUGUUACGCUUUGGCGACAGGAUGUUCUAUAAGGAUUGGUGGAACUCCACGUCAUACUCUAACUAUUACAGAACCUGGAAUGUGGUGGUCCAUGACUGGCUAUAUUACUAUGCUUACAAGGACUUUCUCUGGUUUUUCUCCAAGAGAUUCAAAUCUGCUGCCAUGUUGGCUGUCUUUGCUGUAUCUGCUGUAGUACACGAAUAUGCCUUGGCUGUUUGCUUGAGCUUUUUCUAUCCCGUGCUCUUUGUGCUCUUCAUGUUCUUUGGAAUGGCUUUCAACUUCAUUGUCAAUGAUAGUCGGAAAAAGCCAAUUUGGAAUGUUAUGAUGUGGACUUCUCUUUUCUUGGGCAAUGGAGUCUUACUCUGCUUUUAUUCUCAAGAGUGGUAUGCACGUCAGCACUGUCCUCUGAAAAAUCCCACAUUUUUGGAUUAUGUCCGGCCACGUUCCUGGACUUGUCGUUACGUGUUUUAGAAGCUUGGACUUUGUUUCCUCCUUGUCACUGAAGAUUGAGUAUUCUCCCUGAUUUGGAGCCAGCUGUUUCCAGUUGCUACUGAAGUUAUCUGUGUUAUUUGAACCACUCCAGGCUUUACAGAUGACUCACUACUCCGUUCUUAGGUCACUUGAAGCAAAACUGUUGGAAGUUCACUGGAGUCCUGUACACUUAAGCAGAGCAGAACUUUUUUUGUGGGGCUGGGUCGAGGGAGAAGGCAGACUAAUAGCUGAAGUAAUGACAGAUUGUUGCUGGGUCAUAUCAGCUUUAUCCCUUGGUAAUUAUAUCUGUUUUGUUUCUUGACUCCGUCCAAUCAGAGAAUAAACAUCAUUGUUUCUUGGCCACUGAAUUAGCCAAAACGCUUAGGAAGAAAUCACUUAAAUACCUCUGGCUUAGAAUUUUUUUCAUGCACACUGUUGGAAUGUAUGCUAAUUAAACAUGCAAUUGGGGAAGAAAAAAUGUAGAACGAUUUUUGCUAUUUCUAGUAGAAAAAAAAAGUCUGUUUUCCAAAGAUAAUGUUAUACAGCCUAUUUUGUAAUUUUUUUGAAAAAAGUUCAAUUUUCCUGUUUUUACCUUGUUUUCUCUAUAGAUCAUGAUUUCUGUGAAGCAAAAAGAUGCCUUUACCAUGAAUUCUUGAGUUUACAUUAAUAAUACUGUAUAUUAAGGGGAUCAGAAGUAGGAAGGAAAAAAUAAGAGAUAGCAGAGGAAAAAGAAAAACAUUUCCUCUUAUAACUUCCGAAGUAAUUUGUAAAAAAGAUUUGUAGAGUCAAUCAUGUGUUUAAAUUAUUUUAUCACAAACUUAACAUGGAUGAUAUUCCUUUUUAACUUUAUGGUAAUAACUUCUUUGAAGUUAUUUAGAAAUAUCCUUUGGAACAAUUAUUUUAUUGCCUAAUAAAUACUGACUUUAUCUUGAAUUAUUUUGCAGACUAGUGAGUCUGUAACAUAAGUAUUAAUCACUUCCACUCAUAUUAAAGUGAUCAUUAAGGAUCCAGAAGCUGGCUUCUGUGUUUGCUCAGUUAUUAUACUUGUAACUGUAGUAGGUUUUUAGGUGGAAUAAAUUAAUACGUGAUUGGUUUCAAGGAAAUGUACUCUUAUUAUGUAAUACUUUCAUUUUAUAAGAUGCCCAUUUCUAAUACCAUGUGUGUAGAAAUUAUUUGUAUGUAUGAGGUAUGAUUGUAAAGAUUGAGCAUUGGAAGAGGUAUCAGAGACCAUGUAGUUCAACUUUCCACUCAAAGUAAGAUUUACGAAUUAUUUAAAUGAUUGUUGUUACUUGGAACAGCCACUUGAGAGGCUCUCUUGGUAUUGUUUGGAAUUGUUUUAAAGUCAGUUUGAGUCUCACAAGAAGGUAAGUAGAAUUUCUUAAUAGUCACAACUUAAUUUGAACCACAAGUAUCUGGCUUAAUCAUGUAUCUUAUUCACAAUACAACUGAUGAGUUUAGGUAAUUUUCAAACAUUAAAUCCAACUUCAGUGGACACAAAUACACCUCAAAGGAGGUUAUUUUUAAAAAAGUAUUCUGCAUGUUCCCGCAGUAAUGUUCUGCACAACAGUAUUGUAAUUGUAAUGGAAUCAUAACCUCCUAACUAGUUUGCUUUAAUAUGGCUUGUAAUUCUUGACAUUUUUCUUAAAAUUAAAAUGAAUCAGUCUCUUGAAUUUAUAACUGCAUUUUAAAUAUAUUGGGAACAGAUUGCUCUAAGGCCUGGUUAUGAGCAAGCCAAUCUUUUGAAUCUAAAGAAUGGAAUUCUUAGGUUUAUAUUUCUGUUAAGAAAUACUAUAAAUAUGACUCUUAUGAGAAGACUUUGUUGCUCUGUAGUGUUUCUGAAUACUAUAUUUGUUGGAUUGAUCAAGGCUAUUUUUCAAAAAGCUCUCUGCUUCCUGUUUGUUUGUUUGUUUGUUUGUUUUUAGACGGAGUCUUGCUCUGUUGCCCAGGCUGGAGUGCAAUGGCAUGAUCUCGGCUCACUACAACCUCUGCCUCCCUGCUUCAAGCGAUUCUCCUGCCUCAGCCUCCUGGGUAGCUGGGAUUACAGGCCCACGCUACCACGCCCGGCUAAUUUUUGUAUUUUUAGUAGAGACGGGGUUUCACCAUGUUGGUCAGGCUGGUCUCAAACUCCUGACCUUGUGAUCUGCCCGCCUCAGCCUCCCAAAGUGCUAGGAAUACAGGCGUUAGCCACCGUGCCCGGCUUCUGUUUCCUGUUAUUAGUGAUUUUUCUGCCCGAGAUUGCGACAACAAAUAUGUAGAACUAUACACUGUUUAGAAUGCUGAGACUGCUCUAAGAAACUUUCAAAAACAGUAGCACUUCAAGGAAUGCUCACUUUCUGUGAAAGAAACUGGUUUGAUAGCCAUAAUCUUAUUGCUAGCUGCUUUUAGCAAAAGUCUUUUCUUGAAACCACCCCCAUACUCUUUAAAGAAAUAAAAACUAAAAUCUCUUGUUAA